ACAUGCGGCACUGUCAGUGAGUUGGUGACUUUGGAACAGUACUGAUCUUCCUCCUCCCAAGCCUCGCUGCCACCAACGACUGAAGAAAGUGCAGCAAACGACUAGCGUUGUGUGAAUCAAGAGGAAAAAGCCACAAGGGGAUCAGUCAUGGUGUCACUGAGAAAGUAAGUCAACUUGUAUAACAAUUGCAGCUCUCCCUCCCUCUCCGCAACUUGCAUGCAGUGACCGUCGCGCCUCACUUUCACGUCUUCCACACAACCCCAGCAUGGCCUCCCUCAGGAUUGGGUUCAUCGGGGCGGGCAACAUGGCCCAGGCUCUGGCCAAGGGAUUCAUUUCCUCAGGUUUGGCCAAGCCCCAGAACGUGACAGCCUCGUGUCCCCCGACUGAUCAACACCUCUUGCAGCAGAUGAAGCAGUUGCUGGGCUGCGCCACCACCCACGACAACCGCGAGGUCGCCUCAACCUCAGACGUGGUGGUGGUGUGCGUCAAGCCAACCAUCGUGGGCCGCGUCCUGCAGGAGCUGCGCCCCUGCGUCACACCAGACCGCCCACUCGUUACUUCCGUUGCUCUGGGGGUCACGCUUUCCUCCAUGGAGGCUGCUUUGCCCCCCGAGGCCCGUGUGAUGAGAAUCAUGCCCAACACCCCGGCCCUGGUGCAGCACGGAGCCUCGGUGUUCACUCGAGGCACCCACACCACCCCGGAGGACGCCGAGCUCACACAAAAGAUGCUGUCAGCGGUGGGACAAUGUGACGAGGUGCCGGAGACCUUCCUUGACGCCGUGACUGGACUCAGUGGUGCAGGACCUGCUUACAUGUACCUGGUUGUGGAGGCGUUGGCUGACGGCGGCGUGAGGAUGGGUCUGCCCCGCGACCUGGCUCAGAGGCUGGCUGCUCAGACCAUGAUGGGCGCCGCCAAAAUGGUGCUGAGUACAGGCAAGCAUCCCGGCCAGCUCAAGGAUGAGGUGUGCUCUCCGGGAGGUUGCACCAUCCAAGGCGUGCAGGUCUUGGAAGAUGCUGGCCUGCGCUCCGCCCUCAUUUCAGCCGUGCACACUGCUGCCGCCGCCUCCGUCACUAUGGGAAGGAAGCAACCUGUCCCAUCACCACCCUUAGCCCCACCCUCACCCCCUACAUCGUCUCCCACACCGCCAACACCACAUCGACGCGCUCCCUUCUUCCCCCCCGCUGCUAGGCCUCAACGUGCCCCGCAGCCUUUCGCGCCUUUUUGAUCAGUGAGGCUGUGAUGUAGGAGUGUAAGGUUUCUGUAAGCAGUAGCAAGAGUGAUCCAUUCCUGAUGUAAAGCUGCGUGUGUGUGUGUGUGUGUGUGUGUGUGUGUGUGUGUGUGUGUUUGUAUUUAGGUGUUUACAGGGUCGAGUCAAGUUUUUUUGUGUGGUCCUCGUCUUUAUUUAAUGUUUUAGCAUAUCUUGGUUAGAAAUUAAGGAUAUUUUUUUUCAUGUGCGAUUUAUACAUUCCGUUGGUUUAGACUUUUAGACUCUUGAGAGAGAGAGAGAGAGAGAGAGAGAGAGAGAGAGAGAGAGAGAGAGAGAGAGAGAGAGAGAGAGAGAGAGAGAACAUAAGAAAUAAGGGAAGCAGCAAGAAGCUACCAGGCUUACACGUGGCAGUCCCUGUAUGAAAUAUGCCUACCUGUUUCCACCUAUCAUCCCCAUCCAUAAACCCGUCUAAUCUUCUCUUAAAGCUCCCUAAUGUCUUAACACUAACAACAUGAUUACCGAGUCCGUUCCAUUCAUCUACCAAUCUAUUUGAGAACCAAUUUCUUCCUAUCUCUUUAUUAAACCUAAAUUUUUCAAGCUUGAACCCGUUAUUUCUUGUUCUGUCCUGCUUGCUGAUCCUAAGAAUUUUGCUUACGUCCCCCUUGUUAUAACCCUUAUACCACUUAAAUACUCCUAUCAUCUCUCUAAAGAAUGUAAAUUUAACAGCUUCAAUUUCGCCUCGUAAGGAAUACUCCUCAUUCCCUGUGUCCUUUUAUUCAUUCUUCUUUGUACUGAUUUGAUAGACCUAUGUCCUUCCUGUAAUGUGGGGACCAGAACUGCACAGCGUAGUCUAGAUGAGGUCUGACCAGCUCCAUUAUUUUUUUUUUUUUUUUUUAUGUAGGAAGGACUUUAAUAUUACUUAGGGCCUUCUACUUUUAACACUCUUGAAAAAUAAUCCUAAUACCCUAUUUGCCCUGUUUCUGCCCUCUCUGCAUUGCUUUCUUAGACGGAGUUCAGAGCUAGCUAUAACUCUAAAUCUUUUUCGUACCCUGAACCUACCAAAGUUUCGUUGUUUAUUGUGUACCUCUACCAACGCUAAGUAAUUUGCAUUUGUUGAUAUUAAACUACAGAGAGAGAGAGAGAGAGAGAGAGAGAGAGAGAGAGAGAGAGAGAGAGAGAGAGAGAGAGAGAGAGAGAGAGAGAGAGAGAGAGAGAGAAUAAUGCAAGUAUACAUAGAAAGAAAGAAUGAACACGGAGAAUAUAUACAUAAUGUAGUAUUAGAACUCAGUAAAUAAAUGGGUUGAUCUAAACGGAAACAACCAAUUUCACUAGCAAUAGAACAAAAGUUAAAGUUAUCAUAAUGAACCUCUGUAUGUUUAACGUGUUCUAUUCUCCCACCUUGAUUUGUAUCCAUUCGUACUGUAAGUCUUGCGUCAAGGGUAAUGUUUGCGUGAAUUAAUCCUGCACGCGACGAGGCUUGGGGCUUCCUUUGGUCUUAGACGAGGAACUGAAUGAAAGACAGAGUGAGAGAGGGACAGAUCAAUUCGUGUAGGUUAUUAAUCGUUGAUUUUGAAGAAUGAAUCGUAUGUACAGUAUGUGUCACGGCGAUUGAAUGAAAUAAUGUUAUGGUACACUGUGUUAUGAAGCUUGGAGUAGGUAUGAUGGCAUACGUAUAAUGACACAUGAUAAUAGGGUGCAAUGAUCCUUGAAUAAUAUAAUAUAUUCUUCAGGUAUCAUUACAGCCUAUUAUCACGUGUCAUUAUACGUAUAUCAUCAUAUCUCAUUGGUAGGUUACAACGUGUCCCAAUACGUGAAUAAAAAUAUGAUAGGCUAUAUGAAGAAAUAUCCAACAUUGUUAUAAAAAAAAAAAUAAUAAUAUAAUGAUACUGUUGACAUU
Messenger RNA from Scylla paramamosain (green mud crab), 3104 nucleotides. Its product is annotated as pyrroline-5-carboxylate reductase 3-like. Gene Ontology annotation, biological process: L-proline biosynthetic process. The record is from RefSeq and is a predicted model, not a curated record. Gene Ontology annotation, molecular function: pyrroline-5-carboxylate reductase activity. Bases 266 to 1225 code for a protein of 319 amino acids. The transcript is spliced from 8 exons. NCBI's taxonomy places the organism in Eukaryota, Metazoa, Arthropoda, Malacostraca, Decapoda, Portunidae.